AUGGAAAUACCAAAACCCAAAGUGACCAUUAAACCUGAUCAGCAUGUAUUCAGAGGAGAGACAGUCACUCUCAGAUGUGACAUUGAUGGUGAAGGAGUCACUAGCUGGCAGUACAGCUGGUAUAAAAAUGGUUCAGCUAAUGCUUUCAGUGAACUACAGGAACACACAUUCAGUCCUGUUACUGAGUCAGAUGCAGGUAAAUACUCCUGUUAUGGAGCAGAGAGAGAAGGAUCAUGCAUAUCAAACAUUAGUGAUGCAGUUACACUGAUAGUAUCAGAUACAGCUGCAGCAGUUUUAAGUGUUUCUCCACAGAAGUGGUUGACUGAAGGAGAUCCAGUGACUCUGAUCUGUGAGGUUUACGGCUCCUCUACAGGCUGGACAUUCAACUGGUACACUGUAACUCUUUCAUCAGGUAGAAACAGCAGUGAUCAAUAUGCUCUGCUCUCAGACAGCAGCAGAGGAGCUGGAGGAAACUACAUUGUUAGUUCUGCAGCUCUAAAACACACAGGAGUUUAUGUGUGUACAGCAGAGAGAGGACAACCAGCCUAUAAGACAGCCUUCAGCAGCAAACAACAACUAUGGGUCACUGGUGUUUCUCCUCCAGUCUCUCUGAUCAUCAGUCCCAACAGAACUCAACACUUCAACCUGGUCUCUGUCUCUCUGAGUUGUGAGGACCAGAGUAACUCUGAUAGAUGGAGAGUGAGAAGUUACACAGACCAUUGGGGGCUGGAAGAUUGUUCAUCAUCGGUGUGGGGAUCACAAACAGGAUCUACAUGUAAAAUCAGCUCUACCGUCCCAUCAAACACUGGAGUGUACUGGUGUCAGUCUGAAUCUGGAGAGAAUUAUCAUCCUGUUAAUAUCACUGUACACAUUGGUGUGAUUCUGGAGAGUCCUGUUCAUCCUGUGACUGAAGGAGAUACUCUGACUUUGCACUGCUUAUAUCCAUAUACAAGCCCACCAAACCUCAGAGCUGAUUUCUAUAAAGAUGGAUCACUCAUCCAGAAUCAAACUACAGAGAUGAUCAUCUCUAAUGUCUCAAAGUCACAUGAGGGUUUCUACUACUGCAAACACUCAGAGAGAGGAGAGUCACCCAAGAGCUGGAUCUCAGUCAGAGUGUCUCAUUCAGAAUCUCAGAUCUCUGUCCUCCACACACUCAGUUCUGUACUGGCAGUUUGUCCAUAUUUGCUAGUGACAGUCGUGCUGAUUUUCAAAUGCUGCAGAAUGAGAGUUCACUGGCCACUUACUUUCAGGUAUUUCAGGAGAAAUGGGUGA
Molecule: messenger RNA, 1272 nt
Organism: Sinocyclocheilus grahami
Lineage: Eukaryota; Metazoa; Chordata; Actinopteri; Cypriniformes; Cyprinidae
Product: Fc receptor-like protein 5
Exons: 8
Coding region: 1-1272 (423 amino acids)
Biological process (GO): immune response; cell surface receptor signaling pathway
Cellular component (GO): external side of plasma membrane
Molecular function (GO): transmembrane signaling receptor activity
Source: RefSeq, a predicted model, not a curated record